GCGAUUGGUCGGUCGGGAGAACUUGGCCGGAAGGCCUGGCAGGGGCUUGGGUACCAGCGGAGAUGGCGGCGGCGGCGGCGGCGGCGAGUCGGGGCGUCGGGGCCAAGCUGGGUCUACGGGAGAUUCGCAUCCACUUAUGCCAGCGCUCGCCUGGCAGCCAGGGCGUCAGGGACUUCAUCGAGAAACGCUAUGUGGAGCUGAAGAAGGCGAACCCCGACCUGCCCAUCCUCAUCCGCGAGUGCUCCGAGGUGCAGCCCAAGCUCUGGGCCCGCUACGCAUUUGGCCAAGAGAAGAAUGUCUCCUUGAACAACUUUAGUGCUGAUCAGGUAACCAGAGCCCUAGAGAAUGUGCUAAGUGGCAAAGCCUGAAGCCUUCGCUGAGGACUAUGAGCAACAACCCCACAGCCUGGGCUCUGCUGGACUGAGUACAAUAUGGAAAAAUGUGUUCUGUUGUUUAUAAAGCUUGUGCUGUAAGA
Molecule: messenger RNA, 475 nt
Organism: Myotis brandtii (Brandt's bat)
Lineage: Eukaryota; Metazoa; Chordata; Mammalia; Chiroptera; Vespertilionidae
Gene: NDUFA2
Product: NADH dehydrogenase (ubiquinone) 1 alpha subcomplex, 2, 8kDa
Exons: 3
Coding region: 63-368 (101 amino acids)
Source: RefSeq, a predicted model, not a curated record